CACAUAUUCGCCGUGGCCGAUCGCACGUACCGCAACCUGCAAGGAAAUCCGACAAACUCCUCCGGGAAUCAGACCAUCGUGAUCAGUGGUGACAGCGGAGCGGGAAAGACGGAGAGCACCAAACUCCUCCUACGUCACCUGGUGAGGCGGAGCCGAGGAAACAGCCAACUGUGCCAGCAGAUCCUACAGGUGAAUCCGUUGUUGGAGGCGUUUGGAAACGCACAGACGGUGAUGAACCAGAACAGCAGUCGGUUUGGAAAAUACAUCCAGUUGCGGUUCAGCCAGGGAAAUGUGAAGGGAGCGAAGAUUAAUGAGUAUCUCCUGGAGAAAUCACGGGUGUCUCACCAAGACUCUGGUGAACGCAACUUCCACGUCUUCUACUACAUGCUGUUUGGUUGUCCGGCUGGAGGAGCGGGAAGUGUACGGCCUUCUACAGCCCUCCAUGUACAGAUACAUCGGUCAGGGCCACGAGGAGUCGUGUUC
Staurois parvus is the source of this 483-nucleotide messenger RNA. The record is from the annotation of a GenBank genome assembly. NCBI's taxonomy places the organism in Eukaryota, Metazoa, Chordata, Amphibia, Anura, Ranidae.